AGAGAGAGAGAGAGAGAGAGAGAGAGAGAGAGAGAGAGAGAGAGAGAGAGAGAGAGAAAAAAGAGAAUUAAAGCUAUCUCACACAACUUUGAUUCAGGAAAGAGUUGAAGUGAAAGAAAAAUAGAGAAAAUAAAGAAAAUAAAGACAGGAGGCAGUCGAGAUACAAACUUUAAAAUAGAGAAAAAAAAGAAAAUGAGAAAAUUAAAGAAAAUGAGAUAGAGAAGUGAACGAAAUAAAGAAAACAGGAAUUUCUUGUCACGUGUUUGUGUGUGUUUGUUUGUUUGUUUACGUUGACAAUGGAGCGACGAAGUUGUUUACAUUUGUUUGUGUGUUUGUUUGUUUGUUUGUUUGUCUCCGUAGCAGGCGAAGGGAAAGGCCGGCCAAGCUUCGGGGAAAGUGACAAGCUGAAGGUCCAGACUCCUGUUGGCAGAGAUGCGACGCUCACCUGUACAGUCAAGCACGUGUCAGACUAUCAGACAGCAUGGAUACAAAUGAAGAAGGGCAUUGUUCUCGCUAUGGGUGAUGACGUCUUCACUGAGAACCCGCGCAUCACAGUCCAUCACCGCCUGACGCUGGACGGGGCUCAAGCGUGGGUCCUCACCAUCAAGAGAGUCAAUUCUAACGAUACCGGAAGUUACAUGUGCUCUCUCAACACGCCUUGGAAGAUGAGGAAGUUUUAUUAUCUUAGUGUUGUGGUUCCCCCCAGCAUACAAGACGCCAACACGAGCAGCGAUACGGAGGUUCAGGAAGGUGGGGAGGUGAGACUCAGGUGUGGCGCCAGCGGAAAACCUCAGCCGGUGUACAGGUGGCAGCGGGAAGACCUUGGGGAGAUAGACUCGCUCGGCAGUACAGUUAGCGGCAGCGAAUUGAUGAUACCCCAAGCUCUGAGACACCACGCGGGCGCUUACUUGUGCAUAGCCAGCAACGGUGUGCCUCCCUCUGUGUCCAAGAGAAUACUGCUGUCUGUGAAAUUCCAGCCAGUCACCCACACGCCCACGCCUCGCCUGUGGGUGCACGUGGGUGACGCAGUAACUCUUUCCUGUAUCAUUGACGCCUACCCACGCCCAUCUUUCGUCUGGGUAAGAAGCCGCGCCCACUCCGCCCACGCCACGCCCAUUCAGAGGUUCCCCUACCACCUGCACCACGCUCAUGCUAAGCGCGGCAGCAGCAGUAUGGGGGAGGUGAACAGUACCAGGUGGCGUGUGGAGCUGACAAUAAGACAGGUGCGGGCCCAAGACUUCGGAAGACACCUGUGCAGGGCCAACAAUUCUGAGGGUGUGGCACAAGCGUCUGUUUCUCUCUACCGACUACAAACUACAACUACAACGACUACAACUACUACUACCACUACUACUACCACUACUACUACUACUACUCCUACUCCUACUACUACUACUGCUACUACUACUACUACAAGAUAUAUUAAUAACAUGAUACCACGCAUUCCAGGAGUCGGAAUUAAUGGAACGGAAUACGAUAUGAAGGAAUACGGAAGAGGAGGAAGGAGGAGGAAGGAAGAGGAGGAGGAGAGGAAGAGGCAGAGAGGAUGGAAGAAAGAGGAAGAGGAGGAGGAGAGAUGGAAGAAGAAAAAGGAGAGAAACUCAUAUUCCUUAAGUAAUUCAGCAGUGAAAGCAUUCCACCACACUACAGUGGCGGAAGAGAAGGCCCGCUUGUGGGUGCUGGAGCGAGACCUUGGUGCCUCAAGGAGGAGGUCGUUGCUCAAUACCGUUCUCGUAUUUCGCUCAGAUCUCCUCCAGGUAGCUCUCAGGUCUGCUAGGUGA
Molecule: messenger RNA, 1781 nt
Organism: Portunus trituberculatus (swimming crab)
Lineage: Eukaryota; Metazoa; Arthropoda; Malacostraca; Decapoda; Portunidae
Product: limbic system-associated membrane protein-like
Exons: 10
Coding region: 297-1781 (494 amino acids)
Cellular component (GO): neuron projection
Source: RefSeq, a predicted model, not a curated record